Ctenopharyngodon idella (grass carp) is the source of this 2670-nucleotide messenger RNA. It is a transcript of the gene dus1l, whose product is annotated as dihydrouridine synthase 1-like (S. cerevisiae). The transcript is spliced from 14 exons. Gene Ontology annotation, molecular function: tRNA dihydrouridine synthase activity. NCBI's taxonomy places the organism in Eukaryota, Metazoa, Chordata, Actinopteri, Cypriniformes, Xenocyprididae. The coding region runs from base 106 to 1548 and encodes 480 amino acids. The record is from RefSeq and is a predicted model, not a curated record.
GAUAGGUUUAUUGUUUCCUCACGGAUGUAAUUCACCGCGACACACACAACAGUUCAUGUGCCGCAUAGAGCUGCUGUCUGUAGCUGGAUCAUAAGCUACUGCAGCAUGGCGAAACCCCGUGGGUUCGAGUUCUGGAGGAGCACUCUGAAGGGCGCGCGCUACGUGGUCGCGCCUAUGGUGGACCAGAGCGAGCUCGCGUGGAGGCUGCUGAGCCGCAGACAUGGCGCAGAGCUCUGCUACACGCCCAUGCUGCACGCGCAGGUUUUCGUCAGAGAUGCCAACUACCGCCGCGAGAACCUUUACAACGAAGUCAGCCAGGAGGACCGACCCCUCAUCACACAGUUCUGUGCCAAUGAUCCUGAGGUGUUUAUCCAGGCAGCUCUACUUGCCCAGGAUUACUGUGAUGCCAUCGAUUUGAAUCUGGGUUGCCCUCAGAUGAUUGCAAAAAGAGGCCAUUAUGGUGUGUUUCUUCAGGAUGAGUGGGACCUUCUUGAGAAAAUGAUUAAAUUGGCUGAUGAAAAGCUCUCCGUGCCCAUUACUUGCAAAAUCCGGGUCUUCCCAGAGAUCGAGAAAACAGUGAAGUAUGCAAAAAUGCUGGAAAAGGCUGGAUGCCAGCUCCUCACAGUUCAUGGGAGAACCAAAGAUCAAAAAGGGGCUUCGACUGGCAUUGCAAGCUGGAAGCAUAUCAAAGCUGUACGGGAGGCUGUAAACAUUCCUGUUUUCGCCAACGGAAACAUCCAGCACCUGAGUGAUGUUCAGCGCUGCAUGGAGGAGACUGGAGUACAAGGUGUCAUGAGUGCAGAAGGGAAUCUCCACAAUCCUGCCCUGUUUGAAGGCUGUAGUCCACCUGUGUGGGAGAUGGCUGAGGAGUACCUGGAUGUUGUGGAGAAACACCCACCCUGCAGUCUGUCUUACGUCCGUGCCCACAUCUUCAAACUAUGGCACCACACCCUACAGAUACAUCAAGACCUGAGGGAGGAUUUAGCCAAAGCGAAGAACGUAGCUGGGAUUGUGGAGGUCAACAGACAACUGAAACAACGUUGCCAGGAGGAGAUGGCUAAAGAUGAAUCAGAAUGGAAUCAGACUGGACUCCCCUUUCCUCACUGGAUCUGUCAACCUUACGUCAGACCACCGCCCAAGGAUCCAAACACUGAAAAUGGGCAGAAAGCACUGGAAAUGAAAGCUGUACGUGUGAAGAGGGCACUGGAGGACAGUGAUGGAACCAACGACUCGCUCUCCAAGAACAAGCAGAAGAAGAAAGCCCGUAACCCCUAUAAGAACUUCUGUCCAGAACUGAAACCAAAAUACAUCAAGUGUGAGCAAUGUGGCAACCCUAAAGGGAAUAAAUGUGUCUUCAACUUGUGUCGUGGCUGCUGCAAGAGGAAAGCUUUCAAGGAAGUGGCCGAUUGCCCUGGCCAUGGAUUGAGAUUCAAAACCAAGGCUUUGAGACAGUGUAACUCCGAUACAGGUGGUGGGCUGACAAACGGGAAACCCAACAGUCAGACAGUUUCCACUGCAGUCCAUGAACCAGGCCAUCCCCUGACCUAAAGGAGGCUUGGGCAACAGUGACAUCUGAAGACUCAUUGAACUGAUUUACCACUUACCAUUGGGAAGCUGCUGCACUGAAUUGGAAGCUCAAGACUGCAGUUGUGGCCAAACCUAGUGUUUCUCUCUUUAUAUAUAAUUUUAAUCGUUUUUGCACAGAUGGGAUUGUGGAUGUAGAUGACACCAAAUUAACUGAACAUUCAAAGAAACAAACAUAGGGGGGAAAAAAAAGUUAAGCUCAAGGUACAUCUGCUGUCAGGCACUGCUGUUACUUAUGCUAAUCAGUCUCUUUAAUGAUGCACCACUUUCUGGACUGCUGCUGGGUGAAUAGAUUCAUAUUCUUAAGAGACUGCUUAUUAGAAUAGUGUGCUUUGAUGAUCACUGGGAACGUGAUGUAUGAAGCAGCCACUCUGAACGCACAAUCCUGUGCUGCUACCUGUUCGGCCAAGAUAGAAGAUCUGGCCUUUUAUCUCGGGACAUUUUAUUGAAAUACACUGAUGGACAUCUUCAUGCAAACAUUAUUUGAACUUUGCAUUUUUACUUUAUUUAUUGUCUUCCAAAAUUAAAGAUUCAACAGAUUUGUAUGUUGCAACAACUUUUAAUGCAAUUUUACAUUUUUUGGAGCAUGUAUAUAAAUUCACUUUUACUCCGAGAUCUCCAACUACUUUCCUUUGCCGCCGUGAUCAUGUAUGAUCAAAUAUUGACAUUCAUUUUAGAGGUGAGGACAGUUACACUACAAAUUAUCUCGCUCAGAUGCCUCACCCUAUUUGUCAUCAUUGUGUUGCCAUCUUUUUUCUGUUAGCAUUUCAAGAAGGUAUGCAGUUCUCAUACAGCUGUGGUUCAACUUAAUGCCAUUUUCUUUUUUUAUUAUAGCCAAACAAAAUGCUUAUUUUUCCACAAAGUACUUCAAAUCAUCAGGACUCAACUCAGUGCCUUAUCCUAAAGUAUGUGGGUCAGUUCCUUGAUUGAAACCCAUACUGUCCAUAAAUGUAAAUGUGUUUACAGAGCUGUGGUUAUUCUGUGUGGAUGGAGGGUUUUUUUGCUUAUUAGUUUCUUAGACUUAAAGUAUUGUUCAAACGGUUUGGAAAUUUUGCUCAAAUAAAUUUUGAAGUUGUAAAAGAAAAA